AUGCUUCCCUGGCCUCUUGUCUUCUCUGCCCUGAUUCUCCCAGUAUGGGGUGUUUUCUCCUGGGAAAAAACACAAACUAAACAGAUAUCAGAAGGGCUGCAGCAACUGCUUGGCAACAUCUCCCAGUUCCUGGAGAAAGGCAAACUGGGCCGUGAUGACAUCUUCGGCAUGGUCUCUCGAGAGGAAUGGGGGGCAGAAGCAAUUGGCUGCAGCUCUAAGCUGAGCAGGCCAGUGAAUGUCCUUGUCAUACACCAUGUCCCUGGACUAGAGUGCCACAACCAGACUGUCUGUAGUCGGAAGCUUCAGGAACUGCAGGCCUAUCACAUCCGCAACAGCUGGUGUGAUGUGGCUUACAAUUUCCUGGUUGGGGAUGAUGGCAGAGUCUAUGAAGGUGUUGGCUGGAAUGUCCAAGGCUCACACGACCAAGGCUACAACAACAUCUCCUUAGGCCUUGCCUUCUUUGGCGCCCAGGAAGGGCACAGUCCCAGCACUGUUGCUUUGUCAGCUAUGAAAGGCCUGAUCUCCUAUGCUGUGAAGAAGGGCCACUUGUCACCCACGUACAUCCAGCCACUUCUUGUGAGAAGUGAAAACUGUCUGGUCCCUCCACAGAAGAGGAGACAGAAGAAAGCUUGCCCCCACGUUGUUCCACGGUCUGCCUGGGGUGCAAGAGAGUCCCACUGCUCCAAGAUGACUCUCCCUGCAAAGUAUGUCAUCAUCCUUCACUCUGCUGGGAGAACCUGCAGCCAGUCCGAUGAGUGCCGCCUGCUGGUCAGAGAUCUCCAGUCCUGGUUCAUGGACAGGCUAAACGCAUGUGACAUUGGGUAUAACUUCCUCGUGGGCCAGGAUGGUGGUGUUUAUGAAGGGGUGGGCUGGAAUCACCAAGGAUCCCGCACUGAUGGGUACAAUGACAUUGCUUUGAGCAUCACCUUCAUGGGUGUCUUCACAGGCUCCUCGCCCAAUGCAGCUGCUCUGGAAGCAGCCCAGGACCUGAUCCAGUGUGCUGUGGACAAGGAGUACCUGAUCCCCAACUACCUGCUAAUGGGCCACAGUGAUGUGUCCAAUACUCUGUCCCCUGGACAGGCAUUGUACAACAUCAUCAAGACAUGGCCUCACUUCAAGCACUGA
Onychomys torridus (southern grasshopper mouse) is the source of this 1125-nucleotide messenger RNA. It is a transcript of the gene Pglyrp4, whose product is annotated as peptidoglycan recognition protein 4. Lineage: Eukaryota; Metazoa; Chordata; Mammalia; Rodentia; Cricetidae. Gene Ontology annotation, biological process: peptidoglycan catabolic process. The record is from RefSeq and is a predicted model, not a curated record. Gene Ontology annotation, molecular function: zinc ion binding; N-acetylmuramoyl-L-alanine amidase activity. The coding region runs from base 1 to 1125 and encodes 374 amino acids. The transcript has 8 exons.